AUGUAUCACCUCGCCAAAGGCAUUUACCUCUAUGCGACCAGCAAAGAAGAAUACUCUGUAAUUCUUCUAGGCCUUGACAAUGCCGGAAAAACCACCUUUCACGAACAAGUCAAGUCCAUGUUUCUACCAAACAGACCCGACCCGAAGCUCAAGACAGUACCCACCGUAGGCCAGAACGUUUCGACGAUACCCCUUCAAGACAUGUACCUCAAGCUUUGGGACGUAGGCGGUCAGCACUCGCUCCGAAAGCUCUGGGAGAGUUACUAUGCAAGCUGCCAUGCUAUAGUCUUCAUCAUCGACAGCACAGAUAUUGGCGACGGAAACAUUGAGCAUGAAGGGAACGUUGGCAGACUGGAGGAGUGUCGGCUAGUCCUCGAGGACGUCCUACAACACUCUGAAACUGAAGGGGUACCACUUCUAAUACUAGCAAACAAGCAGGAUCGCGAGGAUUGUGUCGAGACAAUACGAAUCAAGGAGGGCCUAGUAAAGAAGGUUAUGGAGGGAGACAAGGGGUCCGCUGUCCGCGACUCUCGUGUGCUGGCAAUGAGUGCGCUUACUGGCGACGGAGUCCGAGAAGCUAUCGAGUGGGUAAGGACCAGAGUACAAUGGAACAAGGAGUCUCGACCGCCUGUGAUGCGAUAG
Molecule: messenger RNA, 642 nt
Organism: Fusarium mangiferae
Lineage: Eukaryota; Fungi; Ascomycota; Sordariomycetes; Hypocreales; Nectriaceae
Product: putative ADP-ribosylation factor-like protein, member of the arf-sar family in the ras superfamily
Exons: 2
Coding region: 1-642 (213 amino acids)
Biological process (GO): Golgi to plasma membrane protein transport; protein localization to organelle; intracellular protein transport
Cellular component (GO): Golgi apparatus
Molecular function (GO): GTP binding; GTPase activity
Source: RefSeq, a predicted model, not a curated record